Messenger RNA from Nicotiana attenuata, 2361 nucleotides. RefSeq names its product subtilisin-like protease SBT5.4. The record is from RefSeq and is a predicted model, not a curated record. NCBI's taxonomy places the organism in Eukaryota, Viridiplantae, Streptophyta, Magnoliopsida, Solanales, Solanaceae. The transcript is spliced from 10 exons. Gene Ontology annotation, biological process: proteolysis. Gene Ontology annotation, molecular function: serine-type endopeptidase activity. Bases 1 to 2361 code for a protein of 786 amino acids.
AUGUUAUCGUCCAAAUUGUCAAAUUAUCUAACAUUGUUCCUAAUUCUUUUUUGUGUAUCAUUAACACCAGCUCUUGCAGUCAAGAAUACGUACAUAGUGUACUUGGGAGAGCACUCUCAUGGUCCAGGAGUAACAUCUGCUGAUCUUCAUAGUGUAGUAGAUUCUCAUCAUGAGUUUCUUGGUUCGUUUUUGGGAAGUAAAGAGAAGGCUAAGGAUGCCAUCUUCUACUCAUAUAAAAGACACAUAAAUGGUUUUGCUGCUGUCCUUGAAGAUGACCAAGUGGAGGAGAUUCAGCGGCAUCCGAGUGUGAUCUCUAUUUUCUUGAAUAAAGCUAGAAAACUACACACAACUCAUUCAUGGGAAUUCAUGAUGCUGGAAAAGAAUGGCGUCGUUCAUCCAAGUUCCCUGUGGAAGAAGGCUCGAUUUGGCCAAGACAUUAUUAUCGCGAAUCUUGAUACAGGUGUUUGGCCUGAAUCAGAGAGCUUUAGUGAUGAAGGGUUCGGACCAAUUCCUUCAAGAUGGAAAGGGAUUUGUCAAAAUGACAACACCACUGCUGGUUUUUCUUGCAAUAAAAAGCUUAUUGGAGCAAGGUACUUCAACAAAGGCUACAUUGCGAGCGGAGGAAAUGUAAGCGCUUCAAUGAACACAGUACGUGACUAUGAUGGUCAUGGCUCUCAUACUUUAUCAACUGCUGCUGGAAACAUAGUCCACGGAGCGAGUGUACUUGGUGUGGCGAAUGGGACAGCAAAGGGAGGUUCUCCUCAUGCCCGAGUGGCUGCAUACAAAGUUUGCUGGCCACCUGUUGAUGGUGCAGGAUGUAUGGAUGCCGACAUUCUCAAAGCCUUCGAUACAGCCAUACACGACGGGGUUGAUGUGAUAUCUGUGUCGCUUGGUGGAACGCCUUCUGAUUACUUAGAGGACGGGCUCGCCAUUGGUUCGUUCCAUGCUGUCAAGAAUGGUAUAGUUGUGGUUGCCUCAGCUGGUAAUGAUGGACCUGAUUCUGGAACUGUCACAAAUGUUGCUCCCUGGAUUAUAACAGUAGCAGCAAGCACCCUGGAUCGCAAUAUACAAAACAGUGUUCAACUGCAAAAUGGAUUGAUCUUAAAGGGAACAAGCCUUUCGAAACCAACCACGCCCAAAGGAAAUUUCUAUCCAUUAAUCAGUGCUGCACAAGCUAAAGCUGCCAAUGCAUCGACCCAUGAUGCGAUAAGGUGUAAGAAAGGAACAUUGGAUCCAAAGAAGGUGAAAGGCAAGAUAUUAGCCUGCCUCAGAGGAGAGACCGCGUUAAUUGAUAAAGGGCAUCAGGCAGCUCUAGCUGGUGCUGUGGGAAUGAUCCUUUGUAACAAUAAGACUACUGGCAGCGGAAUUUUCGCCAUCCCUCAUGUCCUUCCAGCGAUACAUGUCAAUUAUACAGAUGGCGUUCAAGUCUUUAACUACAUCGCUUCUUCUAAAGAUCCUCGUGCGUAUAUCACAACUCCUGAGACAGUGUUGCGCACAAAGCCGGCUCCAUUCAUGGCUUCAUUCUCUUCUACUGGUCCUAAUUCUGUAACUCCUCAGAUUCUCAAGCCUGAUGUUACUGCACCAGGAGUGGAUAUCAUAGCUGCAUAUAGUGAAGCAGCAAAUCCUACAGAGGAAGACUACGAUAAGCGUAAGACUAGCUUCAACAUGAUUUCUGGAACCUCAAUGUCUUGCCCCCAUGUUGCUGGUGUAGUAGGCCUUCUCAAGAGUCUCCAUCCUGAUUGGAGUCCCGCCGCCAUUAGAUCCGCUAUUAUGACUACAGCCAGAACAAGAGACAAUACUGGUAAUCCGAUGCGUGAUGAAACGGAGAAAGACAAAGCGACACAAUUUAAUUAUGGUGCAGGACACAUGCGCCCAAACCGCGCCAUGAAUCCUGGCUUGGUCUAUGACUUGACAGUGAAUGACUACUUGGACUUCCUUUGUUCACUUGGUUACAACCAAAAGAACAUUACAAAAUUUUCAGGAACAGGAUCAACUUAUAACUGUCCCAAGAAGCAUGGUCUUAAUCUCUUGGAUUUCAACAAUCCUGCAAUAACAAUUCCUAAUAUCUCUCCCUCAGCUCCUGUCACCAUCACUCGCACGCUCAAAAACGUCGGUAGCCCUGGCGUAUACGCUGCCCACGUUCGUCUGCCACGACGAAUGUUUUCAGUUUCUAUAGAGCCGAGCGUCUUGAUGUUCGAUCAUGUUGGACAAGAGAAGAGCUUCAAGUUGACAAUUGAAGUUAAAGAUGCUAAGGCAGUAAAAGAUGAAUAUGUGCCCGGGGAGUUGCUAUGGACUGAUCGCCUUCAUUACGUGAGAAGUCCGAUCGCAGUGGCUUCUCUGAGUGACAUUAAGAAGCCUUAG